AUGAAGCAAAAAUUUCUCGCACAUAAAAUUAACCAAUAAGCGUCUAAUCAUUCUUGCCUAAAUUACCAAAUCUAGAGCUUGCCAGAAUCUUGUCAAUGGUUUUAUCGCAAUAUGCAUCGGUCCAAUUAUUUCCUUGUUCCUAAACUUUUGGUGAUUUCCCUAAUCAGUCAAGAUUUAGGAAUCGGCCCAUCUUUAGGGAUAAAUUCACAGGACAUAAUGUGUGUAUAUAUAUCACUCGUUUGGAGAAAUCAUUCUUGAUUCUUGAUUUGAUCUCUUUCUGACACUCCGGGUUCAAUGGUUGUGAGCUCUCUUCGCCCCCGAAUGGUUGUUGGAUCGAGGAGAAAUGUUCGAACACCGAAGCCCAGCAAGGGCAGGAAGAAGAUCGAGAUCAAGAGGAUAGCCAACAAAAGCAAUCAGCAGGUCACGUUCUCGAAGAGAAGGACGGGCAUGUUCAAGAAGGCGAGUGAGCUCAGCAUCCUGUGCGGAGCCCAGGUCGCGAUAAUUGUUUUCUCCCCCGUCCACAAGAUCUUCUGCUUCGGCCACCCGAGUGUCGAGGCAGUCCUUAACCGGUAUCUCCAUGGCAGCAACUCGCAGCAAGAUCACCAGCACCAGGUGGCACCCGCCAAGAAAAAAGAGGUCCUUAACCGGUAUCUCCAUGGCAGCAACUCGCAGCAAGAUCCCCAGCACCAGGCGGCACCUGCCGAGAAAAAGGAUGGCAAUAACAACACCUUGGAUGCGGCCUCAAUCCAAGCACUGAACCUGCAGUAUGCCAGAACGAUGAAGGAGCUGGAGAUAGAGAAGAAGGUGGUCCUUAACCGGUAUCUCCAUGGCAGCAACUCGCAGCAGGAUCACCAGUACCAGGUGGCACCUACCAAGGAAAUGGAUGGCAGUAACAUCGCCUUGAAUGCGGCCUCAAUUCAGGCACUGAACUGGCAGUAUGACAGAACGAUGAAGGAGCUGGAGAUAGAGAAGAAGAGGGCUGUGGAGAUUGAGUCCGAGAAGGGGAAGUCGAAGAGCUCUGGGUUUUGGUGGGAGGAGCCGGUUGAUGUGGAAGGAAUGGCUGUGGAGGAGCUAGAGCAGUACAUCUUGGCCAUCGAAGAGCUCAUAGGCAAGGCUGCCACGAAAGCAGAGGACCUGAUGACGAGGAGCCUUCUGCAGCCCUACACGGCGGGGACCGCUUCGGAUGGACCGGAGAACAUCGGGAAUCUCGGACCUCAUGGGUUUGGACCUCCUGGAUUUUACUGAUCCAAGCUCUCACGAUUUACAUUCACGUGAAAGUUCUCUUCAAAGACUGGAAAUAAAAGAUCACUGGCCAUGUUAUAUACAGGCACCCUCAUACCCUAACACGGCCGUAUAUAUCUUGCACUGCAUGCAUCUUCGUCUUCUUUUCUCGUAACAACAAUCAAAAGUUCCUAGUUUUGACAUUUACAUUCAAAAAUCAUUCAUUUGAUGUGAAUGGAUCAAUGCUCCUAGUGGAAUAAAUAUCAGCUACAUGAUCUUC
Messenger RNA from Punica granatum (pomegranate), 1501 nucleotides. NCBI's taxonomy places the organism in Eukaryota, Viridiplantae, Streptophyta, Magnoliopsida, Myrtales, Lythraceae. The record is from RefSeq and is a predicted model, not a curated record.